AUAAAUGGAAAGAAGUGUGCACGCAAUUGAGCAAGCAGUAACGCUUCUAACAUAAAACCAUGGCCAAUUACAUUUGUCGCCGGUUCGUGCACAUUGGGCUCGUGUACCACCAAGGAGAAGGUUCAAAUGUGGAAACACGGGAGAACGAUCCUAACUAUGUCCCAUCACAACGGUCAACGAGUGCAGACAAUAUCAACACUCUCGAACCAACCUCGGCUUUUUCAGUCCCACAUUGGAACUUCCGUCCUUGCAGGUUGGCACAUGUAUCACACACCUGGACCCGAGGCUCUACGAGUGCAAAUACUCCCGAGUCAGCAAGUAAAGUCCAAGCCCAGCAUCACUUUAGGGGUGAUGAACCUACACAGGCCAAUUUGGAGGAUAAAACAGUGAUCACAAACUGCAAGGUGCAAUUAAGUCGCACACGGGACUCCCUUAGGGAGCGAAAUGAAACUCUGCAAAAGGACAUGGAAACUUUGCGCCAACAAAUGGAAGAGUUGCGCACGGCACAACAACAAGCAACAGAUGCUCCACAAAUAGCCUCUAUAGGUGAUCCAUUCUUUGACGAGAUAAUUAAAGAACCCAUGCCUCCAUCAUUCAAGCCACCUCAGUUGACACAGUAUGAUGGAACACAAGACCUGAUAGAGCAUGUGAGAAGUUACAAGCUAGCAAUGAUGAUUUAUGGAGCGUCUGAUGCAUUAUUGUGUAGAGUGUUCCCUUCUACACUGAAGAAAGCAGCUCAAACCUGGUACUUUAAAUUGAAAGCUAAGUCUAUUAACUCUUUUGAGCAAUUAGAAAGAUGUUUUAUUGACCAUUUUACUGCUAGCAAAGUCCCGAAGAAGACUAACCACCAUUUAAUGAGUAUCAGGCAGAAGACUAAUGAAAGUUUAAGGGCCUACAUCGCUCGUUUCCAUAAUGAAUCUCUGCAGGUGGAUAAUCUGGAUGAAGGAAUGGCAAUGCAUGCCUUGAUGAAUGGCUUGAAAGAUUGUGAUUUCUUGCACUCUCUAAAUAGAGAAAAACCAAAGAGCCUUAAGGACAUACUUCACAGGUCAGAAGGCUAUAUUCGAGCCGAAGAACGUGUUGUAGCCAAGAAAGGUGGUGAGUCUUUCGAACCUAAUUCAGUUGUAGCAGGAGAUAAAAAGCGAAGGUUUGACAGGUCAAAUGACAUAGCUGAUGUCAGAGGAGGAAAGCGAGGAGUUGGUAGAAAUCUCAAGAAUUAUCGCUCUACAUUGCAAGAGGCGCCAAGGCUUCGUAGUAAUGGUAACAAGCGUGAUAAGACUCGUCAUUGUGCAUUUCAUGGGACCCAUGGUCAUGAUACAGAGGAUUGUAAGCAGCUCAGAAUGGAAAUUGAACGAUUAAUUUGUAGGGGAGCAUUGAGGCAAUUUGUCGGGCAUCCAGGAAGCCAGAGGGGAGCAAGGAGAAUGGAAAGGUCACAAGACAAUAGGGAAGCUGGUAGGCAUAAAGAGAAGGAACCUCUAGAUGUUGUGGGGGUAAUUAAUGUUAUAACAGUCCCGCCUUCAGCAACUCCAACAUCUAUGGCUUUAGCAGUCAAAGGAAGCAAUGAAAGCCCACCUUCAACUCAAACCAUCACUUUCACUGGGAAGGAUCUGGAUCAAAGGGAGGUGUUCCCACAUGAUCCACUAAUGAUUGAAAUAGUGGUGGAAGAUAGAAAUCUACGAAAGGGCAAGGUGAUGAAGCGUGUCUUGGUGGACACAGGGAGUUGCAGAGAUGUGAUGUGUUAUGGGGCAUUCAAAAAGCUAGGAGUAUCUCCACAACUGAUGAGACCUUGUGAUUUUCCGUUGGUGGGCCUUUCUAGAAAAUCCGUGCAUGUAAGAGGUAUUAUCUCUCUCCCUAUUCAUGUUGGUGUUUCCCCUUGUGUGGUUGUUGUUACCUUAGAUUUCUUUGUUAUUGAUGUCCCUUCCUCUUUUAAUGCAAUUUUGGGACGUCCUGGGCUUAACUCCUUGGAAAAAACUCUGACAGUAGACAGCCUAGACAUGAGGGAGGAAUUGAAGGAAUGUCGAACUGAGCCAAUUGACCAAGUAAAACCUGUGGUUCUUGAUGAGAAGAGGCCCGAGCGUACAGUCAACAUUGGUGUAGACAUGGAUCCAAGCUUUGUGGCGCAAUUGGAAAAUUGCUUUAGGGAGCAUAAAGACAUUUUUGCAUGGUGUCCAGCAGAUAUGCCAGGUAUCGAUCCAAAGGUUGCUUGCCAUAGGCUUGGAGUUAACCAAGAUGCUGUUCCUGUUAGACAGAAAGUGCGACACUUCGGGGCUGAAAGGACUGUAGCUAUUGAAGAAGAGGUAGCAAAGCUUAAAGAGGCAGGAUUCAUUCAAGAGAUUACUUUUUCUGAAUGGUUAUCAAAUGUGGUGAUGGUGAAAAAGGCCAAUGGAAAGUGGCGAAUGUGUGUGGACUUUACAGACUUAAACAAGGUAUGUCCCAAAGACAAUUAUCCUUUGCCAAAUAUUGAUGAACUAGUUGAUAAUUCCUCUGGUUAUGUGGUUUUGAGUUUAUGUGAUGCAUACUCUGGGUAUAACCAAAUUCCUAUGGCAAAGGAGGAUCGGGAUAAAACUGCAUUCAUAGCAGCAGGUGCUACCUAUUGUUAUGUUGUCAUGCCCUUCGAUCUAAAAAAUGUAGGAGCUACCUAUCAAAGCAAAAGCUUAGACCAACACAUUGAAGACCUGAAACAAGUCUUCGAGGUACUCAAAACCCAUAACAUGAAGCUGAAUCCUACAAAAUGCACUUUUGGAGUCAAGGUUGGGAAAUUCUUAGGAUUCAUGUUGACAAGCAGGGGCAUUGAAGUCAAUCCAGAGAAGAUUCGUGCAGUGUUGGAGAUGAAACCUUCAUCCUCAACAAAGGAAGUUCAGAAGCUAAUGGGAAAGGUAGUUGCAUUGAGCAGGGCCAUUCCAGGUGAGAAAUUGUACUUGUACAUUGCUGCGAGUACCGAGGCAAUUAGUACUGCAUUGGUUAGGGAAGAUGGAAGCAAGCAGGAGCCUGUGUAUUAUGUCAGCAAAGUGUUGCAAGGGGCUGAGACAAGAUACAAGCCUUUGGAGAAGUUGGCCUAUGCUAAACCAGAUUUGGCAGGGAGACUUGUAAGGUGGAGUAUUGAGCUCACAGAGUUUAAACUGGAGUUUCAGCCACGGAGAGCAAUGAAAGCACAAGUACUGGAAGAUUUCAUAGCAGAGUUAAGCAAGGAGGAAAAGGCUGUAAUGCAGGCACCACCCAUAGACGUACCAUGUAAGAGGAAAGCUCCAGAGCCAAAGAAACCAACAAAGAACCUACCUUCUAACCUUGUGUGGAACCUAUAUGUUGAUGGGUCUUCUAAUGCAGCAGGAAGUGGAGCAGGAAUAAUCUUAAUCUCUUUAGAGGGAGAAACUUUUAAUUGUACAUUAAGAUUUAAUUUUGAGGCGUCGAACAAUCGUGCAGAGUAUGAGGCACUUCUUGGGGGAUUGAGACUUGCCAAGGCAGCAAGAGUGGAGUACUUGAGGAUUUAUAGUGAUUCACAACUUAUAGUGAAUCAAGUCAAUGGUGAUUUCAUUGCAACAGAGCAGGUAAUGGCUCAAUAUUUAUCUCUGACUAUGCAAUUUUUACAAUCCUUCCAAGGAUAUGAGUUGAGCCAAGUAAGAAGGUCAGAGAACCUUAAAGCCGAUGCCUUGGAAAAGCUGGCAAGCACAGGGCUAGGUGUGUCUGGAGUGGAAGUUUAUAUAGAGACACUUUCUUCACCUAGUAUAGAGAUGGAAAAUGCUUUGCCAACACAGGAGGAGCAAAGCUGGAUAGAUCCAAUUCUCACUUUCCUUAAAAGGCCUGUAGAAGCACAGGUAGUGUUGGAAGAGGUACACGAAGGACUUUGCUCGAGUCAUAUGGCGGCAGAUUCUCUAGCACGUAAAAUCCUCCGCCAAGGCUAUUUUUGGCCUACACUGAAAGCUGAUGCUAAGGCAUAUCCUUUUGCUCAAUGGGGGAUGGACAUCCUUGGUCCUUUCCCCGAGGCUAAGGGAAGGAAAAAGUUCCUUAUUGUGGCCAUAGACUACUUUACUAAGUGGAUUGAGGCAGAACCAGUAGCUCGAAUAACAGAACAGAAGGUAAAAAAGUUCGUCAAAAAACACAUUAUGUGUCGGUUUGGGAUGCUGAGGGUUCUGGUUACAAAUAAUGGAACGCAAUUUGCAAGUGAGGCCUUCAAAGAUUUCUACCAAACAGGAAAGAUAGAGAGGAGGUUUUCGGUCAGAGCACAAUUAGAGACAGAAGGUUUGAGUUUACAGCAAAUUGAGCAGAGGUUUGCUUCUGUAGCUUAUCCAGAGUCUAAUGGACAGGCAGAGGCAGCAAAUAAAGCUAUCUUGGAGAGUUUAAAGAAGAAGGUAAGGUUUGCAAAAGGAACUUGGACAGAGGAGUUGCCAUACACUCUAUGGGCGUACAGAACAACACAUAAGACUUCAACAGGAGAAACUCCAUUCAAUUUAACAUAUGGUUCAAAAGCUGUAGUGCCGGUUGAAGUUAAGGUGCCAAAUUACAGAACGAACUACUUUAAUGCCAACUCCAAUGAACAAGCUUUAAGGGAGAAUCUGGAUCUUUUGGACGAAGCUAGGGAUCUGUCCCAAAUCCAUGUUGCCCAUUACCAUAGGAGAGUGGAGAAGUACUACAACAGUAAAGUUAGCCCAAGGACUUACACCAAGGAGACUAGGUCUUACGAAAGGCAGAGGUCACAGAGCGCAAUUCUCGUGAAGGGAAGUUACACCCUAAUUGGGAAGGACCAUAUUUGAUUCAAAAAGACUUGGGUAAUGGAGCUUUUAAACUCGUUAAGCCGAGUGGAACUCCAAUCCCAAGGGCUUGGAAUGCAGUUCAUCUGAAGAAGUAUUAUCAGUAAUUUUUUCUUGUUUUAGCAAGGUUGAAUAAAUUUUGUGAAUAAAACCUUUGCCAAUGU
Messenger RNA from Rubroshorea leprosula, 4906 nucleotides. The record is from the annotation of a GenBank genome assembly. Lineage: Eukaryota; Viridiplantae; Streptophyta; Magnoliopsida; Malvales; Dipterocarpaceae.